UCACGGCGCGCUCACAAUGGAGCUCUCGGAGUAUGUGCAGAAAGGCUUCCAGAUGCUGGCGGAUCCCAGCUCCUUCGACUCCGACGCCUUCACGCUUCUCCUCCGGGCGGCUUUCCAGAGCCUGCUGGACGCCCAGGCGGAUGAAGCCGUGUUAGAUCACCCAGAACUGAAACAUAUCGAUCCCCUGGUUUUAAAACAUUGUCAUGCAGCAGCUGCAACUUACAUACUGGAAGCAGGAAAGCAAAGAGCUGACAAAUCAACUUUGAGGUACAGGAAUUAUUUAAAUAUUUAUUUUCAAACCUUUAUGAUUCAUCUUUUUUUUUCUUCCCUCCCCCCCUCCUCUCUACAGAAUAAUAAGAAUUCCCUAGAAAUUCUGCUGGGAAGUAUAGGCAGAUCUCUCCCUCAUAUAACUGAUGUUUCUUGGCGUUUGGAAUAUCAGAUAAAGACCAAUCAGCUUCAUAAGAUGUACAGACCUGCAUAUUUGGUGACCUUAAAUGUGGAGAACACGGAUUCACAAUCCCAUCCAGAGAUUAGUUUUAGUUGCAGCAUGGAACAAUUACAGGACUUAGUGGGAAAACUUAAAGAUGCUUCAAAAAGUCUGGAAAGAGCAACUCAGCUGUAAACUGGGAAAGCUGACGAUCUGCCUGGUCAAAAGGAAGACCAGAAAUGUCUCGCUGUCGGCCGAACCAUCGUUUGUGGGAGCUGGAUGCCCUUCUUUCAGUAGAAAAAAGUUUUCGUUUGAAUUUAUGCCACUCAUCAAUUUUGAGACUUUUUUUUUAAACACUGUGAAAGUGUUAAGAGGGAAAUUCUGCUUAAGUAUUUGAAUCAUCUUUAGUGUUACCUGUACUUUGACCCAUUUCGAUCUUUUUCAAGUCUUACAAAAGGAAAGACAGUAUUACAUUCUCAAUAAAUGUUGUUUUCACAAAAA
Molecule: messenger RNA, 928 nt
Organism: Condylura cristata (star-nosed mole)
Lineage: Eukaryota; Metazoa; Chordata; Mammalia; Eulipotyphla; Talpidae
Gene: COMMD3
Product: COMM domain containing 3
Exons: 7
Coding region: 17-622 (201 amino acids)
Biological process (GO): sodium ion transport
Source: RefSeq, a predicted model, not a curated record